Castor canadensis (American beaver) is the source of this 1811-nucleotide messenger RNA. RefSeq names its product nodal growth differentiation factor (gene Nodal). NCBI's taxonomy places the organism in Eukaryota, Metazoa, Chordata, Mammalia, Rodentia, Castoridae. The record is from RefSeq and is a predicted model, not a curated record. Gene Ontology annotation, cellular component: extracellular region. Gene Ontology annotation, molecular function: cytokine activity; growth factor activity.
AUGCGCGCCCACCACCUCCCGUUCCUCCUCCUGCACGCCUGGUGGGUGCUGCUGCAGGCGGGCGCCGCGAGCGUGGCCACUGUGCCGCUAUGGGUGCCGGGGCAGCCCUCGUCGCAGUCCCCUCUGUCGUACAUGCUGAGUCUCUACCGCAACCCACUACCUCGGGCAGACAUCAUCCGCAGCCUGCAAGCGCAAGAUGUGGAGAUGGAUGGGCAGAACUGGACCUUUGCUUUUGACUUCUCCUUCCUGAGCCAAGAGGAGGACCUGGCAUGGGCUGAGCUCCGACUGCAGCUGUCCAGUCCUGUGGACCUUCCCACUGAGGGUCUGCUAACCAUUGAGAUUUUCCAUCAGCCAAAGCUGGAUGCUGAGCAGGACCCAGCUGACUGCCUAGAGCGUCUCCGGAUGGAGCUGUUCACUGUCACUCUGUCCCAGGUCACCUUUUCCUCAGGUAGCAUGGUCCUGGAGGUGACUAGGCCACUCUCCAAAUGGCUAAAGGACCCCAGAGCACUGGAGAAACAGAUGUCCAGUCUGGCUAGAGAAUGCUGGCGGCGACCCUCAACCCCUCCUGUCACUGUCACCAGCACCAAUGUGGUCCUCAUGCUGUACUCCAACCUGUCACAGGAACAGAAGCAGCUGGGCAGUUCCACUUUGUUAUGGGAAGCAGAGAGCUCCUGGCGGGCACAGGAAGGACGGCUCUCCCAGGAGAGGGGCUGGUGGGGCAAGAGGAACCGCCGACAUCAGUCACCAGACCGAAGCCAACUGUGUAGGAAAGUCAAGUUCCAGGUGGACUUCAAUCUGAUCGGUUGGGGCUCCUGGAUCAUCUACCCCAAGCAGUAUAAUGCCUAUCGCUGUGAGGGCGAGUGUCCUAACCCUGUGGGUGAGGAGUUCCACCCCACCAACCAUGCUUACAUUCAGAGUCUGCUAAAACGCUACCAGCCCCACCGGGUCCCUUCCACCUGCUGUGCUCCAGUAAAGACCAAGCCACUGAGUAUGCUGUAUGUGGACAAUGGCAGAGUGCUCCUGGAGCAUCAUAAGGAUAUGAUCGUGGAAGAGUGUGGGUGCCUCUGACAAGCCCCGGGGGAAGGCCAGACUGGCCUGCACUCUAGAAGGUUGGGAAGCUCCUGGAAGACACAAUAGCAUCUAUCCAGGGAGGAGAAACAGAAGUGGCUGUGCCCACCAGACCUGAAGAGGAAGGGCUGCCCACUGUAAGUGCAGGGCUCUGCUGAAGCCAGAGGCCCCUGUUGGGAAGAGAGGUGAGAAAGCCUGGCAGGGGGCUUGCUGGGUUCUCUUUCUGAAAAGAUAGUGGCAACUAAAACCACAACAGCAAGAGCUUUCCCGAUUUUUUAAACUUGUGAAAAAAAAUUGUGUACACAAUGGAGCAUAUGUGCAUUUAUUUUUUGAGGCUAUCUAUAGCUUUUGUGUAUUCUCAAAAGUGGUCUGUGACCCACCACCCCUUCCCAAAGAUUAGUAUCAUUGUAUUAAAUUAAAGCUAGUCUUUUAGCUCUAAAGCUAGGUUAGGAGAGCCCAUCUUUCUGGAUGGCCAGCAGCAAUCUGUUGGUUGUAUCCAAAGGCUCCUUGGUGUGGUCUUUGCUAAUUAGUUGCACAAACAAUAAAGCCAUUGUCCAAUUCUUCUAAACCAGCUGGUCCUCUUGGACUGGCCACGUUAUACUACAGAAGCUGGAGCCUUCAGAUGUCCCUGUCAGUCUGCUUGGCAGACACAAUCCAAGUCUAUUAAAGUUGGCGAUAAUUCACUCCAGUCUCAAUGUGUGCUGUGUAUGAGGGCCUCAAGGUUCCUGGUUAACAAGGGUGAA